UUCAAAUAUGAAUUUUUGUUCAGAAAAUAUAAAGAAUUGUUUAUUUAUGCCAAAAAAUCAAGAUUAUGAUGAUGCACUGUACGGUUCCUUACUAAAGCUGGUUCCUUUUGGCAAAAUAGUCCUAGUAAUUACACGGGCGGCGUCAUCGCCUGAACUAUUACCAUUAAUGGAACAGACAGGAAUGCAGGUGUACAACAAUAAGCAAAGCUUGCGGCGGUUCUUUUUUAUAUGUAGUGAUAAUAUUGUUGGAGUUAUUAAAAUAUUGUUUGAUAUACACAGGUGGACGGUUAAACCUCAUAUAAUUGUAUUGGAUCUAAAUACAUUUAGUUUAAUGGAAAAUGAAAAUACACAUAUUCUGAAUGAUAUGUGUAAAGAUUUGUCAAGUGGGACACAAUUAAAACGUGUAGUACAAUGUAUUGCUACAUUAUUUAAUAGGAUGAACGUAUUAAACAACAUGCACUCGGACGCUGUAGAAGACCAGACCAAUUCCUCGAAAUUAUUUAGCAUUGUAUUGUUACCAAAAUAUAGCAGACUAUUAACUGAUAACGAUAUUCAGCUUAUCAUAGAAAUGUUCUAUUCUGACAAUGCAUACGAAGAUUUUUCAGACAUUUUUGAGUUAAUGUAUUCAACGGUUUCUCCUGAUAAAGUUAUAUAGUAGAAAUAUAACAACUAAUAUAGUUGACUAGAAGAAUAUUAUGGCUUAAACUCAGUUUAAGGAACCUAAAAAUAUUAUUCCAAUAGUAAUAUAACAGCGAACUAAGUUUACCUAUUAAAUCUGCUGUAAUGUCUUAAGCGGUCAGAUUAAUCAGCUUCAAUACGGAAAAUUGUGCAAAACUUUCUUUGAGUCACCGUGGUUUUGAAACCGGGUGACAAUGGUACUUGUCGACUUUCGAACAGUCCAAAGAUAAACAUUGUUUUCAGAGUCAUCGUUGCCGUCUCCUGAAACAGACGGUUCUGAAUAUUGACCCAGUAGCUGGCAAUUUGUAUGAAAGUAUCAUUGUAAUUACUUUUAUUUACUUAUAUACAAGUUUAAUAAGGCCUGAAGGAGAUAAAUACUUUACCUUUUUAUUCCCAGUUCGGAUUAAGAUAGACCUAACCUCUUAAGCCCAUUAUUAAACGCAAUAUCCUAUAACCCAUGUUACAAAGCGAAUAAUGAAGACAUUAAGAUGUGAUUUUUACAUCCAUAUUUAUUUGCCAUAAUAUAUUUAUGUACACAGUUUUGGUAAUUAUCAUUUCAUAGCAUUUUCGGAAACUGAAAUCCGAACCGUUCUAAAAAUGAAAAAUUACAAACUCACUUUUUCCUUGAUUAAAGAAAGAACAAAAUCAACCAUAUUUCUGAAUUGACGCUUCACUAAUCAGUGUUUACGAUUAAGCCGCUAAUUAUUGGUAAUAGUCCACCAAUCGAGCUGAUAUUUUGUAUUCUUGUCACAACAACCACAUAGACUACCUCAUGUAUGAAUAUGUGCAUAUAGAUGAUUCGCGAUAUAUUUUCAUGCAGUUAACACAACCCUAUGUUGAUCUUUUUCGUUUUUAGAUAAUUUUGUAUAGCUUUUCGUUGCGAAAUAUAAGCGGGCAUUUAAAAACAGCACUUUCUAAAAUUUCGACUUGCUUUGCAAGCGCUCACCGACUGCAUACAACUCUGAACGUUAAAUAAAUUAUGUGUUAACUUAAUGCUAUUCUAAAGCAUUAACGUAUGUAUGUAUGUGAAUUAAAUUGAGCUUGUAGCAAUGCGAAUGCAAUUGAAUGAAGUGGUUAACCAAUUAAAGAUAAAAAUUAUACUGCCAAUCAGUACGCCAAUUUACCAUUACAAGGAAAUUAGAUUAUAAAGAAAAUUACCCCGUAACAAGAACACAAAGAAACGUAAACUGUGCUGAUGCGUUAAAAUAUAACAUUGUUAGGUCCUGUUUUCGAAGUUGCCGGGUAAAUGUGUACACUACACUUGCUAUGUUGAAAGGUUCGCAUUUUAUUAUUAUUUUCUUUAUAUAGCAUACUAUUUAAAUAUGAAUGCUUUAGUAAUAGUAAUAAUAACUACAUUUAAUUUUUGUUUUAUUUUAUGAUCUUAGUCUGUUUAACAUUAGAUUAUCAUCGUGGAGUUUUCUAUCCACAAGGAUGUAUUCUUAAUAUUCAAUAUUUCAAACCAGCAGCAACAAAUUUCUGUUUGAUGAUGUUUCUCUAUUUUUAUUUUUAAUGUUUAAAUUUAUAAUGAUUUAUUAUAUAUCAUGAUGUGUCGUGAUUAUUUAAUAUUUUCUGUAUACUUUGUAUUUGCAUUUAACUAUGUAUGUAUGUAUGUAUAUAUAUUAUAUAUAUAUAUAUAUAUAAAUUAAAAUUUUUGACAUUUCAUCCUUGCAUUAGCAAUUCAUUAAAAGUAUCCUUUAUUUUUCCGGUGUGUAUGUGUGUGUGUUUUGUUUUUAUUUAUGUGAUAUAGAUUUUGAAAAUAAAAAUAUCCAA
Molecule: messenger RNA, 2448 nt
Organism: Bactrocera latifrons
Lineage: Eukaryota; Metazoa; Arthropoda; Insecta; Diptera; Tephritidae
Exons: 3
Coding region: 8-655 (215 amino acids)
Source: RefSeq, a predicted model, not a curated record